Messenger RNA from Stegastes partitus (bicolor damselfish), 7060 nucleotides. It is a transcript of the gene ephb4a, whose product is annotated as eph receptor B4a. Gene Ontology annotation, molecular function: ATP binding; transmembrane-ephrin receptor activity; protein binding. NCBI's taxonomy places the organism in Eukaryota, Metazoa, Chordata, Actinopteri, Pomacentridae. The record is from RefSeq and is a predicted model, not a curated record. The transcript has 17 exons. Gene Ontology annotation, biological process: axon guidance; protein phosphorylation; ephrin receptor signaling pathway. The coding region runs from base 911 to 3868 and encodes 985 amino acids. Gene Ontology annotation, cellular component: dendrite; plasma membrane.
GGUUUGAUGCGGUGGUGGAGUCCUCGGUGACCAGCUUAGUGUAGCCAGUCCUACCAGCUACUUUAGCGCACAACUUUUAAUAUCCGCCGUGCGUCGAGUCCGCCGACUUCUCCAGUGCGCAAACUAGACAUUUUCCCUGAGUUCCAGUCUCAUCCUGCCUCUGAAACCAGGCCAAGCUAGACCUGUCGCGCAAUAUCCCCACCACCUUUUGUGGAUUUUUUUUCUCUCUCUCUCCCGCAGCCAAACAGUCUGGUGCUUGGAGGAAUUUAAAAAAAAAAAAUAGAGGAAGACGCACUUUGCCGGAUUGUUUGGCGAGCAUGACGAGAAGAUGUGGAAGAAGGUGUGAAGCCAGUGAUGAGGAGGAUUAUUCCUAACAGACGUGCAGUGAGGUGCCCUGGUUGCGGAUUCAGGCUGCUCGGUCAUCCAGCUGAGGGUGAGAUUUUUUGGGAGAAGUCUUGUGGAGCACAAGGAGCUGAUUAAAGCCCAACAUACAAGUUGUUACGCAUACAGCUGCUGUGCGCACUGGCAGAGGACUGAGGUGUUUGGAGGAGCUCCGGCGCUCUGCUUUGUUUAUAACUUAUUUUCUCCUCCAGACUUCCACCACAACACAAAGUUGGACAAGUUUCCAGUGUGCAGGAAUAACGCUGCAUCCAUAAAAAAAACAACGCGCUUUAAAUCCACAAUCAGCUGAUAACCGCAUGUAGCCAGCGUGUAUUUUUUUUUCUGCUGCAGUGUUUUGAACACAGUGUGAGGGCUUCUUUUUUUUUUUUCUCCUGAGCUCAAGUCCACUUUAAAUGCGGACUGGUUUGCGGUCAGUGAGUGCACAGCCGAGCUGCCAGUCGAGUGGCUGUCGGUGCCACUUGGUUUUUAACCCAAGUCCAGUCAUUCCCAACCAUCUGACACCAACACCAUGGAGCUGAUAUACAGGAGCAUCGUCCUGUUGGGCUGCAUCUUCCUGGACUGGACUCUUCUUGGUGCUGCAGAGGAAGAGGUCCUGAUGAACACUAAGACGGAGACUUCGGAUCUCAAAUGGACCAUCUUCUCGCGUGCCAAACCCGAGUGGGAGGAAGAAAGCGGCUUAGACGAGGAGAACAACAGCGUGAGGAUCUAUCUGAUCUGCCAGAUGAACAGUUCAUCCAGCAACUGGCUACGUAGCGGCUUCAUCCCGCGACGGGGAGCGUCUUACGUUUACGUGGAGCUGCGAUUCACCAUGAUGGAGUGUUCGUCCAGGAGCACGCACCACCGCAGCUGUAAGGAGACCUUCAACCUUUACUACUACCAGGCAGACUCCAACGAGGCCACGGCUACGUACCCGCCCUGGAUGGAGAACCCCUACGUCAAGGUGGACACAGUGGCUGCAGACUUUCUACUAACAAAGGAAAGGGAGAGGAAAUUCAAUGUGAAGACCUUAAGAAUUGGCCCUCUAUCCAAGAGAGGCUUCUACUUGGCUUUUCAAGCUCAGGGCGCCUGCAUGGCCCUGCUGUCUGUCAGAGUGUUCUUCAAAAAGUGUCCACCCCUUGUCAGCGCUUUGUCCUCUUUCCCCGAGACCGUUCCCCGUACUCUAGUGCAGGAGGCCCAGGGCGUAUGCGUGGACCACGCCGCCCAGCAGGGGCCCAGACCACGGCCGCCAAAGCUCUUCUGCGGGGAAGACGGCCAGUGGGUGGGCCAGCCGACGACCUCCUGCGCCUGCCUGCCUGGGUACGAGCCGGCCGAGGGACACACGAGAUGCAUAGCCUGCCCUGUGGGUCAGUUCAAGUCGGGCACGGAGGGACAGUGCACCGGCUGUCCAGGAUUCAGCCAUGCCACCAUCAGAGGGGCGUCGCUCUGUGCGUGUCGCUCCGGAUACCUGCGAGCCGAGUCGGACUCUCCGGACUCCGCCUGCACUCGAACUCCCUCGGCCCCGCGCAGCAUCGUCCCCCAGAUCAACGAUACCACGCUGAGUCUGGAGUGGAACGAGCCUCUGGACAACGGCGGCAGAACGGACCUGAGCUACUCGAUCAGGUGCUCCCUGUGCAGGUCACCCAAGGGACUGUGCAUCCCCUGCGGAGACAGCGUCAGCUACCGGCCCGCGCAGGACGGCCUGCUGGGUCGCAGGGUGGAGGUGUGGGGCCUCCUGCCGCACACCACGUACACCUUCACCAUCCAGGCGCUCAACGGGGUGUCGGAGCUCAGCGGCAAGGAAGCUGCCAGCGAAAGUGUCAACAUCACCUCAAGCCACAACGUGCCAUCGCUGGUGUCUGUGAUUCGGAGGAGCGACUCCACAGAGAGCAGUCUGACUCUGCACUGGUCAGUCCCCGCUCAGCCACACUACACCAUUCUGCAGUAUCAGCUGCGCUACUGUGAAAAGGAGCGCCGCAGCGAGGAUCAGUGCCGCUACACAGAGAGCAACAGAAACCAGGCUGUGCUGACAGACCUCCGCAGGGCCACACAGUACGAAGUGCAGGUUCGGGCCCGCACCUCAGCUGGUUAUGGCAGCUUCAGUCCCGCAGCCAUCUUCGGCACCCUCCCUGAUGGACAUGACUCUGCCUCCCAGUUCUUGGUACCUGGCAUCCUUAUCGCUGUCGGGAUGCUGCUGCUUGUCACUUUCGUCUUUGUGGCCGCCUACUGCAUACGCCGGCACAGCCGAAUAAAGGAUCCAGAGCUGAGUGACAAAAAUAGCCAGUACCUUGUCGGCCAAGGGGUCAAGGUUUAUAUCGACCCUUUCACCUAUGAGGACCCUAACGAGGCAGUGCGAGAGUUUGCCAAGGAAAUCGAUGUUUCCUUUGUAAAGAUUGAGGAGGUUAUCGGUGCUGGCGAGUUCGGGGAGGUGUGCCGAGGACGGCUGAAGAUCCCAGGGAAAAAAGAAAACUACGUCGCAAUUAAGACUCUGAAGGGAGGCUACACCGACAAGCAGAGACGGGACUUCUUAUCUGAGGCGUCGAUCAUGGGACAGUUCCAGCAUCCCAACAUCAUCCACCUGGAGGGAAUCAUCACGGCCAGCUGUCCCGUCAUGAUCCUCACAGAGUUUAUGGAGAACGGAGCUCUGGAUUCUUUCCUCCGGCUGAAUGACAGCCAGUUUACACCCAUCCAGCUGGUGGGUAUGCUGCGCGGCAUUGCCUCUGGCAUGAAGUACCUGGCAGAAAUGAGCUACGUCCACCGAGACCUGGCUGCCCGCAACAUCCUGAUCAACAGCAACCUGGUGUGCAAGGUGUCUGACUUCGGCUUGUCACGCUUCCUGCAGGAGAACUCCUCUGACCCGACCUACACCAGCUCUCUGGGAGGUAAAAUCCCAAUCCGCUGGACAGCACCGGAAGCGAUAGCCUUCAGAAAGUUUACCUCUGCCUCAGAUGUGUGGAGCUAUGGCAUUGUCAUGUGGGAGGUCAUGUCUUUUGGAGAGAGACCCUACUGGGACAUGAGCAACCAGGAUGUAAUCAAUGCCAUAGAGCAGGACUACCGGCUGCCCCCGCCGCCCGACUGCCCCACGCAUCUGCACCAGCUGAUGUUGGACUGCUGGCAGAAGGAUCGCUCGGCACGUCCUCGCUUUGCGGACCUCGUUAGCGCUCUGGACAAACUGAUCCGCAACCCUGCAUCGCUGAAAAUAGUGGCUCAAGAAGGAGCAGGGCCGUCCUACCCCCUGCUGGAUCAGCGCGCACCUUUAUCCCUUUCGCCGUGCGCUACAGUCGGGGAAUGGCUGAGGGCCAUCAAGAUGGAACGCUACGAAGACAGCUUCCUGCAGGCCGGUUUCAACUCAGUCGACCAGCUGGCCCAAAUUACCACACAGGAUCUGCUGCACAUGGGAGUGACUUUGGCCGGGCAUCAGAGGAAAAUCCUUUCCAGUAUCCAGACAAUGACCUUUCGGAACAAGAGCACCGCAACUGUGACCUUCUAGCAGACCUGCCUUCUACCCUGGACGUGAACACCAGCACACAGGUGCCGCCGUGUACUAAGAGCACUCUGGAUCCUCUCCUGUGACCCACUUCGAACACAGACUCCAAGAGACGUCGGAGAGUUUAUUCAUGACCAACAACAAAAAAAUAAAUUAAAAAAGGCAAAAAAGAGAAUUAAAUCCACAGAUAAGGACGACUGAUGAGCGAGUCGUCCAGUGACCGUCAGGACUGAAGUCGUGCAGACUGACUUGGACUCAUUUUUACAGUUUGCGGUCAGUGUUUUUACACCUGCCUAAGGUUAGGACUCGAUACAUGUGCCAAACCAAGAGGAGCGACAGACCAGAGUUUACACAGUUUCUGUAGUAUCACGUCAUUUCGAAAACAGGACAGUUUACUAGUGUGUUGUCCAAAAUGUCACUUUUACCUUUCACCAAAGGAGACUAAAAGAAAAAAAAAAAAAGAAAGAAAAAAAAAGCCAAUUCAAGAUGUUUAGUUUUCGUAUUGUGUGUAAUUAUGAAUGAGAACUGCUUUCACCUUGGGUGUCUUGCAUUAAUCCAUCUGGAUUACAUUAACGUCACAGACACCUUUCACAUCAAGACCGAACAUUUCAACGGUGGGAUUCGACUUCUUUUUAUUUCCCAUUUGACUUCAACAUUACCUCCUCUUUACUCAGGUGUGGUGUGUAAUGCAGACUUUGGAGAGCGCUGUACUUGCCCUAAUCAGACUCCUCUCAUCUUCCACUGUCUGGCUUUUCCCUCGCCAGCUCAGCAACCUGCGAGGAGAACAAAGACACAGAGACAUAUCAGCACUUUUGUUGUUUCAGAGUGAAUUGUAAUCUUCAGUUAGCUCCAUGUGUUUCUCUUGGAGUGUAGAAACUGGCUAUUUCUACUGCUGGUGUUUCUGCUGGCAGCUCAGUUUUAUUAUAGUCAGACUGAACGAGGACCAAGUGGACUCAGAGACCAGAGAACACUGUAGAAUUGGUUUUUCUUUGUAGAAAUGUACCAAGGAAGCUAUCUGGCCUCAAAACUUGUUUUUCUUGAUAUAACUGAUACAUUUAUAAUUCUCUUAUUCUGUAUUCUCCAUCUUCCAGUGCCAUUCAUUCGUCUUUGUGGACUUAAAUGCCAAUUUUAUAAAGCAGAAAUCUCUCAUGAGUGGAUUCAAUUUUGUCUCAUUUAAAUGUACCUUAAAGGGUUACUCUGACAUUUGGAAGUUAAGUGUAUUUUGCUUGCUGUGUAGUCAGCAGAAUGUUCUCUGCCUUUGCCCCAAAGCAACACAAGAAUGGUUUCUUAACAUUUAGCGUGAAAAAAACAAUUCACAACUAGCAGCUAACAGGCUAGCUUGUAUACAAGACUGUCCAAUUGGUUUCAGUGGGGAAUGCUAACACUGUUGAGCUUCUGUUUUAUUAUCAGACAAGCAGCCUCACAUUUUAAGCUGGGUGUGUCAUUUUCCUUCAUCUGAUGCUGGUAAAAUACUUUCCCAACAAACAACACAAAAGUAUUCCUUAUUUGUCAUUUAACGUGGAAAAUAUUGCACAGCUGUCAGAUAACAGGUAUGUAUGUUAGGCUUGUAGCCAUGCGUAUCCACUGGUUUCAAUGUUGAAUAAGGUUCAACAUUGAUAGAACACACAUAUAUGUCCGCCAAAACAACACAAAAAUAAUCUUUAUUUAUCAUUUAACAUGAAAAACAUUACACGGCUGUCAGAUAACAGGCUAGCAUGUACCCUGGAGUAUCCAUGGGUUUGAAGAUUGAAUACUAAUAACUUCUUUAAUUAGUAAAGUAGUAUUUUCAGUUUAGAUUGUUUUUUUUUUCAUCAGAUGUUGGUUGUGUGCUUUCUUUACAACCUUUACCUUUAAACGCAGCUCUCAGCUAAUAGCUAGCAGGCUAGCUUGUAGCAAAUUGGUUUCAGUGUGAAAUGCUAAAAAGACUGUUGAGCUACUGUUUAUUUAUCACACAAGCACCCCUCAAAUUUGAAGUUAAAUGUAUGAUUUUCUUCAUCUAAUGCGAGUUGUGUGUGUUUUUUAGCGAUGUUGAUUAGCACAACAAACAGAGCUCAGCUAAUAGUUAGCAAGCUAGCUUGUAGUCAGCAUAGCAAUACUGCAGUAGCUCCAAAACUACACAAAAAUGGUUUCUUAAAAUUUAACAUGGGAAACAAUACACAGCUAUAAGCUACAAAAUGGUAAACUACUACUACUACGGUCAACACAAUGUUUCUGCUUUUGUCUCAAAGCUACACAAAAAUAGUUUCUUCAUGUUUGGUUUGGAAACCACUGCGUAGCUAACAGGCUAGCUUGCAGUCCAUUGUAUCCACUGGUUUCCUCUGAGGAAUGCUAACAACACUGUUUGAUGAACCUCCCACAGCUCACGCCGUUAUUAAAGUGCUCGUUCAAGAAGAAUAGCUGACCAGAGUUCAAAAUGUCAAAGUUUGCUCAAAGAUUUUGCAUUUGUUAAAGGAUUACAUGAGCCCUUUUGACAUUUAGGUCAUGUUUAAUUUUCCCGGGGUAGCUCACAAACCUGAGGAGCAUAACACCACUUUCUAAAUGCUUUUAAAUUUGUGCCAUUGGACACUUUAGCCAAAAAGUUUCUUCUAAAUGCCUUGUGUUUUUAGUGUUUUUGAUUUUUUCUGAGAAGCUUACUGCUCUGCAUUACAAAAAAGAAAGUGUUUUUCCUGAUAAGAAGCAGCACCAGUGGAACCAGCUUUAGCACCUUGGUGGUGUUAACAUGGCAUAGCUGUUAUAUGUGAUAAUUCUGUUUGGUUUCAAGAGGUUUAAAGUGCAAUUUCUCUUUCCUGCAUUCAAAAUUGAGUCAAACAUGCUGAUUAAAAUUGAUUCACAUUUGGUUAUUGCAAACCAAAAGUGUAGUGCUGGUUAGGUCCUCACGUUGAUUCCUAAUGAUUUUCGGGCAGUAGUAGAUAAAAAAAAAAGAUACUCGCGUGGUUAGAAAUGAUCCAUUCCCUCCCUUACUGUAAAUAUAUAUUAAAAAAUAACAGGCCUUAGUCAGAAGCACUGGUACUGUCAUGCAAGAGACUGACACAUUCCUUGAAAUAUGAUGGGAAAUGUAGGCUUCAUAUUGAAGAUCUCAAUAAAAAAAAAAUCGACUUUUAAAUAGAAAAUACAUCAAAUACUUUUUGUUUACUAUCGUGUGUGUAGGCUGGUCGGGAUUCAUAAUAAAGAUGCACACCAGUGUUUACCAUCAAA